UUGCCUACGGGUCGUGCAGUAGGCAAUAGGAGGACCUCAGAAAUGCACCAGGGGUCGCCUGAGACGAAUACAAAGACGCUGGAACAAUGGAAAAAGUGGAAGUUUCAAAACUCUGAACGUUGCAACUUAUAUUAAGCCGUUACCACUGAAAUUUAUUGAGACAAUCUAAUGACAGGCAGAGCAGGAAUGGAUCCAUUGCAGGAAAGAAAUGAGGGGCCAGAAGGGAACUCAUGAAGAUCUUAAUCUCUAUUUUCUUAAAGAAGCAACCGGUGACUGCUUUCCAAGAAGGAAAAUACAAAGAGCUAUCAGUGUUUUGCCUCUCCGAAUGAAAGAAAAAGUUGUGGAUUGCUUGAAAAAUAAAAUUCUCCUCUUUGACGUUUCUCGUCAAGAGGCUGUGUAUAGGCACUGCUUUAUCAAGUGCAUUGAGUUGCUUUUUGAUUGUUCAAGUGCUCCUAGAAGAUAUCCGGGUGGUGAGCCUCCAGUCAUUUCUGUGGCAUCAUCAAAUCAUGGUCCACCACCUGCAAGUUCCGAAUCUUCAAGUAAACAACCGUUUCAUUUUUCACCAGGAGGAGAAAAUAUUGUACCAGAAAUAAUCGAUCCACCUCCACCUCAGGCAGCUCGUAAACAUUCACCACCUAUGCCACCUGUUAAUCCAAAUCAUUCCAAAAAAAAUCACGACGACAUUGAGUCAGAAACUAUUGUUGCUGUUGUUGUAACUGCAGCAGGGACAUUUCUUAUCAUUGCAUUGAUCUGUUGCUGCAUCAGAUUCAGGGGGAGAAGCAACAAAGUGGGCCCUAGAGGACAAAGAGACGACAGGCCUCUUCUCAACUCGAGCUUAAGUUCAUCCCAGAAGUCCCUAAGUUUAGGAAGCUCCAGUAAAGAACUUGGCUCAAAUUCAAUUAGAGGAAAGAAUAAUUUUAUCAGUACCCUUUCCAUAAAGUCUGAGAAUCAUUGUUCCUCACUGCCCGUGGUACCGUCAGCAGAGACUGCUUCACUUCCUGCUCUAAAACCUCCCCCUGGACAAUCAGCCCCUCCACCUCCCGGGCCACCACCUCCUGCUCCCCGUCCACCACCUCCACCAAAAGCUAUCCCUCCACCUGUCCCUUCAAAAGGCAUACCCGGCAAAGGCCAACCUUCCCUUCUUGGACCACACCGUCGAGGAAGUAGCGGUUCUGCUCAGGGAGAAGAUGAUAGCGAAUCAGGUUCACAGAAGGCCAAGUUGAAGCCAUUUUUCUGGGAUAAGGUUCUUGCAAAUCCUGAUAAAUCAAUGGUCUGGCAUGAAAUCAAAGCUGGGUCUUUCCAGUUCAAUGAAGAGUUGAUAGAGACUCUAUUUGGUUAUAAUGUAGACAAAGGCAAAAACGACCGCAAGAAAGAUGCAUCAUCUCAAGACCAUUCAAUCCAGUAUAUUAAGAUUAUUGACCCUAGGAAGGCACAAAAUCUGUCGAUUCUUCUAAAAGCACUGAAUGUGACUACUGAAGAAGUUAUUGAUGCACUUCAAGAAGGUAACGAGCUUCCAGUGGAGCUUCUCCAAACUUUGUUGAAAAUGGCUCCAACGCAAGAAGAGGAACUAAAGCUUAGGUUAUUUGCUGGAGAUGUUAAUCAACUUGGUCCUGCAGAGCGUUUCCUCAAAGUUUUGGUUGAGAUCCCAUUUGCUUUCAAAAGAGUAGAGUCAUUGCUGUUUAUGUGUUCACUACCUGAGGAAGUUUCUAAUCUCAAAGAAUCCUAUGAAACUCUCGAGGUAGCUUGCGACAAACUUAGAAACAGCAGGCUUUUCCUGAAGCUAUUAGAAGCAGUUCUUAAAACAGGCAACCCCAUGAAUAAUGGCACCUAUCGUGGUGGUGCAGAGGCAUUUAAGCUUGACACUCUCUUGAAACUCUCUGAUGUGAAGGGAAUUGAUGGCAGAACUACACUCUUGCACUUUGUAGUUCAGGAGAUCAUUCGUUCUGAAGGCAUUAAAGCCAUCCGCAGAGUAAAAGCAAGCUCCAGCUUCUCCAGUGUGAGGACAGAGGACUUUGUCGAUGAUUCUUCCCCUGAAUCAGCAGAUCGCUAUCGGAGCCUUGGUCUUCAGGUGGUUUCAGGUUUAAGCACUGAGCUCGGAGAUGUCAAGAAGGCAGCAGCUCUAGAUGCUGAUGUCACAACGGCUACAGUGUCAAAACUUAAAAAAUCGCUGAUAAAAACAAGAGAAUUCCUGGACACAGAGAUGAUGAAUAUGGAAGGAGAUAGCGAAUUCCACCAUGCGCUUGUUAGCUUCGUGGAGCGGAUGGAGUCUGAUAUCUCAUGGCUAUCAGAGGAAGAAAAGAGGAUAACAAGUCUGGUCAAGAGCACCGCGGACUACUUUCACGGAAAGGCAGGAAAGGAUGAAGGCUUGCGUUUGUUCACAAUUGUACGUGAAUUCUUGAUAAUGGUGGAUAAGAUAUGUAAAGAGGUUAAAGAUGAUGCAACGACAAAGCCAACGAGAACUUUUAGGAACGAGGUUCCAUCAACAUCAGCAUCCGCAACAGCUUCUCCAGAUAAUCGUCCACCAGCAUCAGAUUUUCGUCAUCGCAUUGCAGACCAGCGGAUAGAUUACUCCAGUUCAGAUGAUGAGGGCACAUCUCCUUAGCUUUAUUUUGAAGUAGGUACACAGAACAAUUUGACGCAGAAAAAUACCAGCUUUUUCCUUUUAAUGGGGUUAAGGAAAGAGUCUUCUGUAUAUCACUUUGGACAAUGUAGAUUUCAUCAGAGUUCCAUGUAGUGAUUGAUUUCCUUGGGAGUUAUCCUACAAUGCUUUUUUGUGAAAAUGCAGCUUGUUUGACAGUCACUAGAUUGCUUGAAAAUCUUGUAUAUGCCCCUACAAUCAGUCCAAAAUCGCGGUAGCUGCAACACAUGGGGCUUGAGUUUCAUGUGUACAUAUUCUGUUCAUGAAAUGUAUAUGCAGAUCAAAUCUUCUAUUCCUAGGAAGUGGACUGUUGGAGGGGGGUGUGCCCAAUUCAAUGGAAUUUCUUACAAAUGGAGAAAGAUUCCUCCUAAACAGCAAAAGUUCAGCAUCCAAUUGGGCUAUAUACCAUCAUAAGUUUCACAUUAGCAAGGCAGUCUGUUGGUUGGAAAUGUCAAUUCAAAAUAAUCUUUAGAUUAAUUGAGAAGAGUCUUUAGAAUGAUCAUAACUUGUUGAUUAAGAUCUGUUUUUGUUCAAGUUAUUUCAUGUUGUGAUUGAGAUAUAAGAAUGAGUUUUCUGUAUGUAAUUACUAGCGUAUAAACUGUGAAAAGUAAGCUCUAAAAUAAGUUUCAAUUUGAAAUUUAUUUUUUCGGAACUUAUUAGAGUUUAUAAGUCUCAGGUAUUUAUAAGCUUCACAAUAAGCUUACCAAACCGCCACUAUCAAGGUUACUUCUUCCUUGAAAAAAUUUGUGUCGUGAUAGUUUUAUUUAUGUAAUUUUCAAAAAUUUGUGUCAUGCGGUUAAUAUAAUUUGAUUGAUGUUUCUCCAAGUCUUCAAAAUAUGAGAAACACGAGUAGCUCAUAU
Molecule: messenger RNA, 3498 nt
Organism: Tripterygium wilfordii
Lineage: Eukaryota; Viridiplantae; Streptophyta; Magnoliopsida; Celastrales; Celastraceae
Product: formin-like protein 3
Exons: 6
Coding region: 209-2602 (797 amino acids)
Biological process (GO): actin nucleation; actin cytoskeleton organization
Molecular function (GO): actin filament binding
Source: RefSeq, a predicted model, not a curated record